GUAUGUCAUGGGAAACAUCCACCAACGCAUUUUUUAUCCUCGAUUCACGGGCAUCCUCAAGAGGAGAGCCCUCGCCAAGACGAAAAUUAGUCUAUUUCUCGGCUGCGGCCGACCUUACUGCUUUCAGAGCCUGGAGCCCAGCACAGCGACCAGCCAGAUCCAACAAAACCACCGUGAUUGAUAAUGGAUACCUCGGGACCAGUCCGUCAGCGAGUUGGUGGGAGGCGACGGAUUUUUAGAGGCUCCCGUCCCUUCUGUUGAAGCAAACACAGGGACCUGCAACCUCGGGUGUGCGCAAGUUAAGAAAACGACAAGACAGCAAAGCCGCAACUCAAUUGAGGCGUCGACGCACGGGAUACGUUUUCAUACUCUUGAAUUUGCCCCAAGACCAAAGGUGCUCGGCUCAGCGACGCUUGCAGACGGCAUCCAUUCCAGUGGAUCCCCGCCAGAGUCAGCCAGCGCUGCAGGCAGCCCGGUGGAGUCGUCCAAUGGCUUCCCGCAGCUCCAUUUCGCUCAAUUCGCAGCCUUCCGCUUGCCCGAACCCUCCGUGCCUCCCAUCCUGCCCUGAAUGGCGAGAAGACCAGGGGGGUGUCAGGUGGGGAAGGCGGCAGAACACAACGGUCCACAGCGCUACGCUACGGCACAUGUCCUCCUUCACCCAUCCCGGUCCUGUGACGUGCCCUAGACUCAGGGCCCAGGCCCAGUGAGGGGGGAAACGGUGCUUGGUUCCGGGAGCGGGAGGGCCGCCAGUGUUUGACGAUUGCACAUGCCGCCCAGCUCUGCAACCUUCUUCCUCGCUCGAUAAAUACACAUACUCGUCCUUGCUUUCCCAGCCUUGUUCCUUCAGUCUCGACUCCGGUUUCUCUGUAACCACAGAGGCUUGCUGUACCGAGUCAAUCACCAUACAAUCGUAACACUCCUGACGCUCGCCGAGCUCGCCAGAUGAAACCGGCCCCAAGUUGAUACCGUCGUCUUAUCGCAUGUGAUCCCCUACCUAACCACUCGACGCCACCCAGGCAGCCUUAGCUGUCAUCCCUCACCACUGUCUGCUACGUUGGAUACAUAAGCAUACAGAACCCACGGGACGCCCUAUUGAGAUACGGCCUUGUCAAAAAAAAAGGCAGCCAAGGAAAAAAUGACGGCAGCUUCAACAGCAACCAUCAGUCCCCCAGACGUUAGGGGGAUAGUAGGUCCGCUCCUACCCUCGCUCCCGGGAGCCGCAGUCGCCACCGAGCCGGCUGCUGCCAUCCUCCCGCUCCUUUCGCCCAUCCUCCGUCAGCGCGUCCAGCUGCUGUCUGCCGCAAGCACCGAGCCGUGGAUCCGCCUUUUGUCCUACGACACCGCCAAGGCCGCUCGCUUAGCCGAGGUCGCCCGCGGCGACAGCUUCGAGCCGCACCCCGUUUCAGGCGAGGUCGAGGUCGACUGGGACACUGACGUGGAGACCAGAUACCGCCGGCUGGACCACGAGACCCUGCAAGCCCUCGUCGUCCUCGACGCCUUUGGCCUUUUUUUCCGCCUCGUCUAUUGCACGGGCGACCCCCAGGGCGACGGCGACGGUUGGAGGGUCGGCGAGGUCAGCGUCGCGGACCAGCCGUCGCCCUUUGCGUCGUUCGGCGGCAAGCCCAGCAUAACCGACGCCGAGAGCGAAUACAAGGAGGCACUCCAGGCGCGACUGGCUCCUGUCGCAGCCAAGAGCGCGACCAAACAUGACGUAGCGUCAUCGGGCGCCGGAACGAGCGGAGGAUAUGGACAGCAGCCCGAGGAGGAUGACGAUGACGACUAUUGGGCUCGGUACGAUGCGACACCGGCGCGGUCUCCAACGGUAAAGCGAUCGCCCGCCCCAGGGGCCGCACGGCAAGCCCCAGGGGCAAGCACCUCCCACAUGGCGGCUGCAGAGGAAGCGUACUUUGCGCAAUACGAUUCGGUCCAGCCGGCCAUGGACAACCACGACCCGGAUGAGGAGGCCAACCUGGCUGAGGCGGGUGUGGUGGUACCUCCGCUGGGUCUAGCACGGCCGGCAGAGGUGGAGGAGCCGCAGCCAGGCGAGACUCAAGGGGUCUGGACGCUAGCGGGCGGGCCCGAGACGACGGCAUCGUCGCUUGACUCUCACAAAUCGAUCGACGACGAUGAGAAGGAACGCCUGGAGCGGCUGCUACACCCAAGGCCGUCGUCGAGUGCGGCGGGGAGUAGCUCGACCGGCUCCUCCAUGGUGGCCAAGCUCGAGGAGUCGGCGGAGCGACGGGAGCAGAGCGAGUUUGGGAUCAAGCAGCACGUAUCGCGCUCCAUCAAGAGCCUGUUCCUACUGUCGCGCGCCGCCGGUAUCGACAGGGACGAGUUCGAGCGCAUGGUGAAGACGGAGUUGGACGUCCUGGGACUGAUCGAGGAUUAGGACAGGAUGAGUUGGUUGCGGGAUAACAAUGGUUACCUCACUUCAUAUAGGAUCACCGCAUCUGUCAUGUUUACGACAAGCACACUAGACUGCAAGGCGGAGGGAUGGGUGUCUCUCCCUUUCCUUUUGGGUGUUCGGGCUCGGGGCUUGUUAGCAUUGGCGAAUGGCGUCAGGGUUGUGACUUUUGGAAGGGCAAUCUCCAUGCUCGGGAAGCGGACUGUAAUUGUCACACAGAGUAUCGAGAAUGAAGUAUGAAAUAGUUUUGAAUUUUAGUAUAUUCCAGAG
Messenger RNA from Gaeumannomyces tritici R3-111a-1, 2674 nucleotides. RefSeq lists its product as hypothetical. The coding region runs from base 1136 to 2389 and encodes 417 amino acids. The record is from RefSeq and is a predicted model, not a curated record. The transcript has a single exon. Lineage: Eukaryota; Fungi; Ascomycota; Sordariomycetes; Magnaporthales; Magnaporthaceae.